AUGUCUCCCAAAGUAGAACAGCUCAAGGAUGAGGUACACCUCCAAAACCAGCAAAAUCAAUCAGGCCCGUCCACUGACGUCCAUUUCCAGGGCUCUCGACUCCAGGUCGUCGCGGCCGGCGCCGUGGCCGGCCUGAUAUCGCGCUUCAUCAUCGCGCCUCUCGACGUCGUCAAGAUCCGCCUGCAGCUUCAGUCGCACUCCCUCUCCGACCCUCUCUCGUACGAACACAUUCGCGGGCGCGGACCAAUCUAUAAGGGCACCAUCUCGACCUUCAGGACCAUCCUCGCGACCGAGGGUCUCACGGGCCUGUGGAAGGGCAACGUCCCCGCCGAGCUCAUGUACGUCAGCUACUCAGCCAUCCAGUUCACGACCUACCGUUCGACAACACAGCUGCUGCGCCGGGUCGCAGGCGAGCAUCGGAUCCCCGGCUCAGCGGAGAGCUUCCUGGCGGGGGCGUCGGCGGGCGCGGUCGCGACGGCGGCCACGUACCCGCUGGACCUGCUGCGGACGCGGUUCGCGGCGCAGGGCAACGAGGACAGGGUGUACACGUCGCUGCGGCGGGCGGUGGCGCAGAUAUACCACGACGAGGGCCCGCGCGGCUUCUUCCGCGGGCUGGCGCCCGGCCUGGGCCAGAUCGUGCCGUUCAUGGGCAUGUUCUUCGCGGCGUACGAGGCGCUGCGCCCGCCGCUCGCCGCCCUCGACCUGCCCUUCGGCGGCGGCGACGCCCUGGCCGGCACGCUCGCCAGCGUCGCCUCCAAGACGGGCGUCUUCCCGCUCGACACCGUCCGGAAGAGGAUCCAGGUGCAGGGCCCGACGCGCGCGCGGUACGUGCAUAAGAACAUCCCCGACUACGUAGGGCUUGGGACUUUGGGGACUAUGCGGUCGAUCUUGCGGACGGAGGGCGUGAGGAGUCUGUACAGGGGGCUGACGGUCAGUCUGCUCAAGGCUGCGCCCGCGAGCGCGGUUACGGUAUGGACUUAUGAGAGGGUGUUGGGUACACUCAUAAGCCUAGAUGGGAAGAUCAAGGAGAAGGACUUGUGA
This is a messenger RNA of Diaporthe amygdali, 1041 nucleotides long. RefSeq names its product mitochondrial deoxynucleotide carrier. The transcript has a single exon. Lineage: Eukaryota; Fungi; Ascomycota; Sordariomycetes; Diaporthales; Diaporthaceae. Gene Ontology annotation, molecular function: transmembrane transporter activity. The record is from RefSeq and is a predicted model, not a curated record. Gene Ontology annotation, biological process: transmembrane transport. The coding region runs from base 1 to 1041 and encodes 346 amino acids.